AUGAGACGAGACCAACAAUCCUUGCUCAUGUUGAGCCACCGUCGACCACGGCCCAAAGUCAACAUGAAGAUUGCAACUUUUGAGGAACCGGGGAAACGCAUCCGGUGGACUGGUUUACAAACCGUGUUGAAACCAACCCUUCUUACCUUCAAAAUUCCGGGUUUCGUAAUCGUGAUGAAGGUGACGAUGAUGAUGAGCAUAGAGAUCCUCGAGGAUUUGGAGGCGGAAUACUGGAUUGGUCAAGCCGAAGCUGCUCAGGAAGCACGCGGCUUAUCAUGGCUAGCGCAGCAGAACUUGAUAUCACCGUUUGCCUCUCGCGGUAGAGGAAUUCUCGAGAUCCAUCACGAUCAGAAGCCAACAUUAUCUACGGAGGCUUUGGCGGCAUGUGCACUGGAUGCAUCCGUCGUGGCCGCUGGAGCCUGA
This is a messenger RNA of Aspergillus welwitschiae, 423 nucleotides long. RefSeq lists its product as uncharacterized. Bases 1 to 423 code for a protein of 140 amino acids. Lineage: Eukaryota; Fungi; Ascomycota; Eurotiomycetes; Eurotiales; Aspergillaceae. The transcript is spliced from 3 exons. The record is from RefSeq and is a predicted model, not a curated record.